Messenger RNA from Hypoxylon trugodes, 8937 nucleotides. RefSeq lists its product as uncharacterized. Bases 1 to 8937 code for a protein of 2978 amino acids. Gene Ontology annotation, molecular function: fatty acid synthase activity; pyridoxal phosphate binding; 3-oxoacyl-[acyl-carrier-protein] synthase activity. NCBI's taxonomy places the organism in Eukaryota, Fungi, Ascomycota, Sordariomycetes, Xylariales, Hypoxylaceae. Gene Ontology annotation, biological process: fatty acid biosynthetic process; secondary metabolite biosynthetic process. The transcript has 13 exons. The record is from RefSeq and is a predicted model, not a curated record.
AUGGGCUCUAUCGACGUGACAACUCCAACGUCCGUGUCAGCAAGCACGACGCUAUUCCCCACCGAGUCUGUGAAGGACCGGAUCAGGGGCCAACAACCCGAUCCAAAUCGGUCAAAGAAUCUCUCAGUUUUCUAUCGCAACCUUGAGGAAGCCCUGGAUGGUCGGCGUGCCCUUUACAAUCUACGCCAACAUGUUCUCAAUGACUGGCAGACGGGAGAUCAAAUCGACUUUGCUUCCAACGACAUUUUAUCAUGGAACGCUAGCGGUGCUCUGCACUUUUGCCCGGGAUCCGGCGGCUCGCGGGUCUUGGAUGGGCAUUAUGAGUAUAUGGAUCAAGCCGAGCGAGAUAUCGCAGCUUUCCACGGAGCGGAAGAGGGUUUAAUCUUCAACUCCGGAUUUGACGCUAAUCUCGCGAUAUGGUCUGCUAUCCCGCGACUUGGAGAUGUUAUCGUAUAUGAUGAGUUGGUGCACGCUAGCUCACAUGAGGGUAUGGCGCAGAGUCUUGCUGCGUUGAAAGUCGAGUUCCCUCAUAAUGAUAUUAAAGGGUUUCGCAACACUUUACUCUCCAUACUUGACUCCCAGCCCUUGAUCAAGCGCGGGAAACGCACGGUUCUGGUGGCUAUUGAAUCAGUAUACAGCAUGGAUGGCGAUGUCUCUCCGUUGGAGGAGUUCGUCGAAAUCGCGGAUGAUGUGUUUCGUGAACACGGCAACAUCCAAUUCGUCAUUGACGAAGCGCACAGUACUGGAUUGAUUGGUCCGAAUGGCUCUGGCCUUGUAUGUGAGUUAGGACUUGAAGAUAGGAUCGCGGUGAGACUACACACAUAUGGCAAGGCUAUGGGAGCGAGUGGUGCGAUCGUACUGGGCUCUAAGACGGUGAAAGGGGCAUUGAUGAAUUUUGCUCGGUCGAGCACAUUUUCUACGUCACCCCCUUUUCCUUUCGUCGCUGCUAUUAAAGCAGGCUACAAUUUACUAGAAACUAGCGAAGCAGAAGAGGCUCGAGAACGCGUUCAGACGCUUGCGCGACUCUACUUUGAAUUAUUGACGUCGCAUCCGACUUGGCAAAGCGCUCUAAAAAGAGGUCUCCUAUCUGUUCCUCUUUCGGAGAAUUGGGAAGAUCGCCCCUUUCUUACGCAAAUAUUCACUGUAUUCACACGCCCAAAAUACUUAUAUUGGCUAUAUUUCCAUAUUCUGGCCGCUGGAUUUUGUGUGUGGCCCAUUGAGCACCCCGCUGUACCACCUGGCCAAGGUCGAAUCAAAGUUUCACUUCAUGCUGGAAAUACUGAGGAACAAGUUGAAGGCCUUGUGAAUGCGACUUUUGAGUGGGUGGAAGAAGUUAUGGCGAUCGAAGAUGGUAGGUUAAAUGAGAAUGUAACGAAAGCGGCGGGUCGAGUUUAUGACUGGAUGAGAAGCGAGGGCCUAAGCGGCUUCGGAUUUCUUAAAGCGAAAGGGGCACAUUUCCUUCGGGAAGACGCCUCGGCGUUCGAUGCUCCAUUCUUUUCUCUUACCUCAAAGGAGGCUUCAUCUAUGGAUCCUCAGCAGCGCUUACUGUUAGAAGCUACCUACGGAGCUUUAGAAAAUGCUGGAAUUCCCCUCGAAAAGGCCGCGGGAACGCAAACGGGGGUAUUCUCAGGGUCAAUGGCGGAUGAUUACGCGAGGAUCAUCGCCAAAGACCCAGAUGAAGCCCCUACCACAGCCGCCACAGGUGGCUCCCUGUCAAUAUUAGCUAACAGGCUAAGCUGGUUCUUUGACCUGAAAGGUCCCAGCGUUCAGGUUAACACUGCAUGUUCUUCGAGCAUGAUUGCAGUAGACCUUGCUUGCCAGUCCCUCAGAUCAGGGCAGAGUUCCAUGGCGCUCGUAACCGGAUCGAAUGUUAUCCUCAAUCCUGAAAUCUCUCUUUACUUAUCGAAUAUGAAUUUCUUAUCUCCAGAUAGCCUCUCUUAUAGUUUUGACCACCGUGCAAACGGAUACGGAAGAGGAGAAGGUGUUGCUGUAAUAGUACUAAAGAACAUUAGUGAUGCCAUUAGAGAUGGAGAUAUGAUUCGGGCAGUCAUUCGAGCGACAGGAUCCAACCAAGACGGAUAUACCCCGGGGCUCACGCAACCAAGCGCCUCCUCCCAGGAAGAUCUCAUUCGAUCAGUGUACAAAAGUUGUAAUCUUAGCUUCGAAUCAACGCGGUAUGUGGAGGCUCAUGGAACCGGCACACAGAUCGGAGACUCGACCGAGGCAAAAGCUAUCUCCCGAAUAUUCAGGAGUAGUCGUUCCAGAAAAGAACCCCUAUAUCUUGGCUCUAUUAAAGCGAAUAUAGGCCAUUUAGAAGGUGCAAGUGGUCUCGCCAGUAUCGUUAAGUGUGUCAUGAUGUUGGAAAAGGGUGUCAUAGCCCCAAACCCCCUAUUCGAAAAGUGGAACCCCAAAAUCAACGCCAAGGCGAACCAUCUCGAGGUCGCGACAACGUGCGUUCUGUGGCCAUCCAAGGGUCUCCGGCGGAUUUCCGUGAACUCGUUCGGCUUUGGUGGAUCUAAUGGUCACAUUAUCUUAGACGACGCGUAUCACACGCUCCAGGCACUAGGUCAACGCGGAAAUCAUCGGACGUUUGUUCAAGAGUCGCUUGUGAUUGAGGAGCCCAUUAAAGUAAAUGGACACAAGGUGAAUGGCCACAGUAAUGGAAACGGUACUAAUGGCACUUCGGUCAACGGCGCAACACCGAAUGGAAAGCCGACAGUUAAUGGACACGCCCACGUGGAAACUCCCGAGUCACCAUCAAAGUACGAACUAUUAGUCUGGUCGUCAAAGGAUGAGGGAACCCUCAAACGGGUAUACGAGCAGUAUACCCGGUAUUUCGAGGAGAACGUAUUCGGAUCUCGAGAUCGGUUGAGUCGACUCGGAUACACACUAGCUGCGCGACGGAGUUUGAUGGCAUGGAGAACCUUUGCUAUUGUCGAUGCCGAAGAAACGGAUUCGAAAGCCAGCUUUUUAUCUUCGCCUUACGUUCGCUCGAGCCAAGACACAGGGCUGGCUUUCGUGUUCACUGGCCAAGGUGCACAAUAUGUGAAGAUGGGAUUGGACCUCCUUCACUAUCCCGUCUUCCGUUCUACUAUGCUCAAAGCGUCCGAGAUCUUUUAUGAUCUGGGAGCUACUUGGUCCUUAUUUGACGAACUUUACGAUGGUAAGAGGAUCAACGAUCCUGAUCUUAGUCAGCCACUCUGUACUGCAUUGCAGGUAUCCCUAGUUGAGCUACUUAGAAGCUUCGGGAUUAUACCGGCGGCAGUGAUCGGACAUUCUUCCGGCGAAAUCGCAGCUGCUUAUACAGUUGGCGCGCUCUCCCUGGAAGCAGCAUGCAAGGUUGCAUAUCACAGGGGUAGACUCGCUAGACGAUUGGUUUUAUCGACGCCAAUUCGAGGCGCGAUGAUGUCUGUAAACCUCUCAGAAGAUAAAGCCAAUUCCUAUUUAGAGAAGGUAGGCGUUCUUGACAUUCACGUCGCUUGCAUCAACAGUCCGUUCAAUGUCACCCUUUCUGGGCCGGAAGCUUCUAUCGAUCAGCUUCAGGAGCACUUAGAAAAAGAAGAUAUUUUCGCCAAGAAGGUUAACACGGGUGUCGCGUAUCACUCUCCCGCUAUGCAGGAAAUCGCUUCUGAAUACCUCUCAUGUCUGGGGCGCCUUGAGCAGCGGAAAACCGAUAGCGAUAACAUCGCAAUGAUCUCCUCUGUCACUGGCGAGACGAUAUCACUGAAUAAGCUGCUAGACAACCAAUACUGGGUCGAUAAUCUGAUUUCCUCGGUCCGUUUCGUUGAUUCACUACGCUAUCUAGUGCUCGUGGCUCCCAAAAUAGACGGACUAAAGAAAAUAUCGAAUUUCCUCGAAGUUGGUCCGCACGGGGCACUCCGACGGCCCAUCGGCGAUACCCUUGCCCAGAUUACCGAUAAAAAGACGUUUGAGUAUACUUCGGUAUUAUCUAAAUUCGAGUCGCCUUUGAAGACUGUCCUAGAGGCAGCAGGGCGAUUGUUCGUCCGCGGCUACCCAGUAUCCAUCACCGCAGUAAAUGGUCAGGAGUCAAAGAAUCAGCCCUUCUUAGUGGAUCUUCCAGUAUAUCCAUUUGACCAUUCGCGUACAUAUAUGCACGAAACACGCAUAAGCAAGGAAUGGCGCCUGCGAGAGCCGUCUCCAAGGAACGUGCUCGGAGUACGUGCAAUGGAUUGGAAUCCGCUCGAACCGCGCUGGCGUAAAAUGCUAAGCAUCGAGGAGACCCCCUGGAUUGGCGACCAUAUCGUUGGCGAUGUCGCGUUUUUCCCGGCCACGGGGUCUUUGAUGAUGGCGGUAGAAGCUGUAAAACAGAUGGCCCAUACGCACCGAACUAUAACGGGAUUCCUACUCAAAGAAGCUGUUUUCAUGAGUCCGAUUAUCGUCCGCCCGGAGGCUAAAACAGAAGUGGUUACGCAUCUAAGGCCUUUACAGAACGUGUACGAGAAAUCGUCUUUCCGUUCCGAAGUCCGCAUUUUCGCACUAGCAGAUGGUUACUGGAGUGAGUGCUUAAACGCUACUAUCCACAUCGAAUAUCAGGAUGCUCCUGCGGAAGUUGAUGGUGGCCACGAAAUUCGUGCUUCGGCGGAGGCUUCUCUCCAGGGCUAUGAGCAAGCGAAAGACGCGUGUGCUAAGUCCAUUGCUAAAGAUGACUUUUAUAAAUGGCACCAUGAGCAAGGUAUCAAGUACGGCCCAGCCUUCGCGCGAGCAGAAGACAUCUUUUGGGAUGGUAGUGAACUCAGUGUAGGUCGCAUCGAUGUAGCGACCGCCGACUCGUUCGAGGGGAUUGCUCAUCCAGCCAUACUUGACGCAUCGUGUCAAGUGUGUUUCGUCGCCCCCUCCGGCGGUAUGUCGAAGUCAUUACCGACAAUCGUGCCCCACAGGAUGCAAGAUCUCUGGAUAUCGGCGACGGGAUGGCAGUACCCGCAGACAAGCCAGGUCCGAGUAUUUGCGACAUCAAAGCCGAAGACCUUGGUUCCUGGUGUAGAUUGCGCAUUCACAAUUCUAGGGGAUGAUGGUUCCACAUUGUCGCAUUGCAAGCGCCUUGAGAUGUUACCGAUCGUUGGAAAUGAGACGACUAGUAAAAAUAAGAAUGAUCUAUUUCACGGGAUCGACUGGAAGCCCCAACUAUCCUUGCUUACUCCAAGCCAACUGCAGAGUUACUGUAACGCAAAUACCUCAGCUUCGAAGGAGAGCGAUGAGAUUUCAUGGGUUAAUGAUUGGAAUAAGUUACAACAAGCUCUCCGUGCUGCUGCACGUCUUACUAUUCCCCAGUUGCAGGAGACAGACUGGUCGAAAACGCCCUCGUACAUGAAGGAGUAUGUCUCUUGGUUGGAACGAGAGACACAAGAUACAGCAGACCCUGAAACCAAUGAAGACCUUCCGGUAGAAUUUGAGGAUCUUUUGAAGACGAGACCCUCAUGGAGCAGUUUCAUUGAAAUUGCCCAAAAUCUUGUUCCCAUUGUGCGAGGAGAGGUCAGUGCUGAAGCGCUCACCCAUGGAUUAUUCGACGGAAUCGCCCGGCCCCUUGAAAAAAACGAGUUCGCUUCCUUCGUGGAGCUCUUGGCACACCAAACCCCAGAUCAAAAGAUUCUUGAGGUCGGGUCUAGUAGGGGAGCCGUGACUAGUCGUGUACUUUCAACGCUUUGGCAAAUCGAGGAGCGUAACGGUGGUAUCGCAUUCUCCGAGUAUGUCUAUACCGAUAUCUCGACUACCCAGUUCGACCAAUUACGGGACCAAUUCGCCAAAAAUGAGGAAAGAUUUUCUUCUAAGUCUCUAGACCUAGAACAAGAUGUCACCGCGCAAGGAUUUGAGGCCGGCACGUACGAUACUAUCUUCGCCGGCGGUGUUCUACGUACUGCCAAGAACGUAACCGGCACCCUUCGCAACCUCCGACGCCUCUUGAAGUCUGGCGGUCACAUCAUACUAAAUGAUAUUACAGUCCCUAACAUCUUCGCGGUGGGUUUUGGCUUCGGGGUCCUGCCCGGUCAAAAUCUGUCUCGCCUAGCCAUUACCGAGUCCGAAUGGGAGACUGCCCUCCAAGAAAGCGGAUUUUCGGGUAAUGAUUUAGUCAUUAGGGAUUCGACGAAUGAUGCAGCACAUCUUAGCAGCGUGAUCGUCGCGUCAGCUAAAGAUGAUUCAAGCCGUUUAGCAGAGGGUUCCGAAAUUGUUGUCGUUAUUGAUGACCAAGACAAAUAUCAACGAGACCUGGCGUUAUCCUUUGAGAGCAACAUUGUCAAUUCUUCGGAAAACCGCCCGAAAGUUAUCUCGCUCUCGCAAAUCGGUAUUGCGGAAGUGCGCCCGACCGAUUAUGUCGUCUUCCUUGCGGACUUGAAUGGAUCAGUUUUGUCUCAGACGCCAGAGACCACCUUCAGGAAUAUUCAAAAAUUGAUCCAACACUCUAGCAAUUUGAUCUGGGUAACAGCAGUACAGUCCGGAUUAGGUGGCGUUGAGUCGUACUCUGGAUUGAAAGACGGGUUCUUACGCACACUUCGUGCAGAAUUUACUAACAAACGCAUUGUUUCCCUCUCAAUAGAAGGCAAAGACGCAGAAGAACCACUCAUUAUCGUAAACCAUGUUACCAAGAUCCUCAACACAGUGUUCGGCGCAGCCUCGCCGCCCGAAGUUGAAUAUGUGGUGAGAGAUGGUCUACCAUUAACUGGUCGAUUAGUCGAAGACAACGCUCUGAAUGAAGAACUCAGCUCCUCCACCAGCGCACGGCCGCGGACUGGCCCGUGGCUGCCUGGUCCACCACUCAAAUUAGAGACAGCAGGUCCGGGAUCGCUUGAGACACUACGAUUCGUCGAAGACGGUGAUUUUUACGCCGAUCUUGGCCCGACGGAGGUAGAGAUCGAAGCCAAGGCUUGGGGGGUCGCCUUCCGAGACAUGUUUAUUGCCUUGGGGCGGCUGGAGGAAGACGAUUUCGGUGCCGACUGCGCUGGUGUGGUGACACGAGUAGGAUCACAGUGUCAGACCGUGCGCCCGGGAGACCGUGUAUGCAUGUUUUCAGCCGGCUGUAUGCGCAUGUGGCCGCGUUCAAACGAAGAUGGUGUUGUCAAGAUUCCCGACGCGAUUUCUUUCAAUGAGGCUUGUGGGGUGAUUAGUCCUGCGAUCACAGCUUGGUAUUCGUUAGUCGAGGUAGCCAGGCUACAGAAGGGGGAGAAAAUACUUAUCCAUUCGGCAUCAGGUGCGACAGGGCAGCUCGCGGUCCAAGUUGCACAACUUGUUGGCGCUGAGGUGUUCGCCACGGUCGGAUAUAACCAUAAAAAGCAACUUCUCAUCGACAGCUAUGGAAUUCCUGACGACCACAUUCUGUAUAGCAGAGAUCCAAGUUUCGCCAAGGGGAUCAAACGUCUCACAAAUGGCUACGGCGUGGAUGUAGUACUCAAUUCUCUAAUAGGCGAAAGCCUACGUGCAUCGUGGGAGUGCGUCGCGCCGUACGGGCGAUUCAUCGAGAUCGGAAAGGCGGAUAUCAAAGCGAACUCUUCAUUACCGAUGGCAUGCUUCGCCAAGAAUGUGUCUUUCUCGGGAGUUGAUCUCCACCACAUCCUGGUCCACCGAAAUGACAUCGGGAAGAAGCUCUUGCUCAAGGCCAUGGAAUUGGCUGAACAAGGCAGCAUUCACUCACCGACGCCAUUACAUGUGUAUAAAGUUUCGGAAGUUAGCGAGGCGUUCAGAUCAUUUCAGAGCGGGAAGAAUAGCGGACGAGUAAUUGUCCAGAUUGAUCGUUCGACUAAAGUACAGAAGUACCUCACUCAUCGCAGGACGUGGAGCUUCGAUAGCGACUCUACGUACCUUGUCGCCGGUGGUCUAGGUGGUAUCGGGCGAUCAAUUCUGAAGUGGAUGGCCAAGAAAGGUGUUAAGCACCUCAUGGUUCCUUCGAGAUCAGGGGUUACAACAAAGGCGGCCAUUGACACAGUCGAUGAAUUAACACAACAGGACGUGAACAUUGUGACACCGAAAUGCGACGUAUCUUCACCGACCUCGCUCAAGCAGGCCCUUGAAGAGCACAACAAGACUAUGCCUCCCAUUCGCGGAUGUAUUAAUGCUACCAUGGUCUUAAACGAUUCGAUAUUCGAUAAUUUGACGCAUACGCAGUGGGAACAGACUGUUCGCUCUAAGGUCCACACCUCCUUGAGCCUACAUGCCGCUCUGCCAGAAAACCUUGACUUCUUCAUCCUCCUGUCUUCAGUUUCGGGUAUCCUAGGAAACCCCGGUCAAUCGAACUACGCGGCAGGCUGUACAUUUCAAGACUCAUUAGCUCGAUAUCGUAACUAUAACGGCCAAAGAGCGAUAUCCAUCGAUCUUGGUGUAGUACGGGCGGUCGGCGUUGUUUCCGAAAACGAAUUGCUCCAGAAGAAAUUCGCAGGGUUGAAAGACUUCGCCCAAAUUGGAGAGGAUGAGAUAUUGGGGUGUCUUGAUGUCUGCUGUGACCCAGAGCAACAACAGUUCUUUUCGAGUGACCCGAAGCGAAGCCACAUUGUCAUGGGAAUUGCUACACCUGCGAAACUUAUCACUCACGGGUUUGAGCCAGCGGAGUUUGUCCAGCGCCCUCUUUUUGCGCGAUUCAGCCGGCCUGUCGGUAUGUCCCAGAACUCGGGUUCAUCGGACAAUGUCAAUUAUGCCGCCUUGUUUCGGCAAUCGGAAUCUGCCGAAGAACGAGCUUCCAUCGUCGUGAAGGCCCUCGCAAGGAAACUGGCACGGGCGUUAUCAAUUCAACCCGAGGACAUUGAUGCAGAGGCAGACCAACCACUCCAUGCAUUCGGAGUGGACUCACUUGUUGCUGUUGAGCUAAGGAACUGGGUCGCUAAGGAGUUUGCAGCAGAUGUAGCCGUUUUCGAACUGAUGGGAGGGAGAUCUAUUACAGCUGUCGGGGAGCUAGUGACUAAGGCGAGUCAGAUUCAAGUGAAGAAGGCUGACUGA